AUGUUGGAACCACCUGCGUCUUUGACGGUGCCAUCGCUUACCAGGAUUGACGCAGCGGCAGGAGAGACAGCCAGUGGGGAUGGGGCGGGGGAAGGGGAGGGCAGUGGGGGGGUUGGGGAGGGGCAACGGAGGAAGGAGACGGAGAGGCCGAGGGGGAGGGGAGGAGAGGGAGAAGGAGAGCUGGAAGGGGUGGGCUGCGGCGAAGGAGCGGGGCUGGAUGAUGAAGAAGGAGAAGGGCUGGGAGAAGGCGGUGAGGUGCUCUGCGACGGUGAUGGGGCGGUAAUGGUGGAGGAGGAAGGUGAAGGAAAGGGGGAGGGUGACGACAAAUGGAAAGGCGAGGCCAGAGGGCUUGCGGACGGAGAAGGGGGAACAGAGGAUGCUGACGGGGACGGGCUGGCUGAAGCGGGGAGAUUUGAAGGGGAGGGCGAAGGAGACGAAGCGGGAGAGCUAGAAGGGGACGGGCUAGCAGAAGGGAGUGAAGAGGCUGUGGGGGAUUGCGAAGGAGAAGGAGAAGCUGAGGGAGGAAUGCUAGGCGGCGAAGGGGAUGGGGAUGAUGCCGGCGAAGUGGAAGGUGGGAUUGAAGCCGACGGCGAGGGGGGGACGGCCGAAGUUGAGGGAGAAGCGCUAGCCGGCAGAGAAGGUGAAGGAGAAAGAGAGGGAGAAGGAGAGGAGGAGGGAACGGGGGAGCUAGAAGGGGAAGCAGCAGGCGACGAGGAGGCGGAAGGGGAAGCGGGAACGGGGGAAGACGAUGGCGAAGCGCUGGCCGGCGGAAAAGGCGAGGGAGAAAGAGAGGGAGAGGAGGAGGGUGCUGGCGAGCUAGAAGGGGAAACAGAGGGGGAGGAGGAGGCGGAAGGGGAAGGGGGAAGAGACGAAGAGGAUGGCGAAGCGCUGGCUGGCGGAACAGCCGAGGGAGAGAGAGAGGGGGAGGAGGAGGGGGACGAGGAGGGCGUUGGCGAGCUCGAAGCGGAAGCAGCGGAGGGCGAGGCGGAAGGGGAAGGGGGAAGAUACGAAGAGGACGAGGACGGUGAAGGGCUGGCUGGCAGAGAAGGGGAGGGGGACAGAGAAGGAGAGGAGGAGGGUGCUGGCGAGCUAGAGGACGAAGCAGCGGGGGAGGAGGAGGCGGAAGGGGAGGGGGAAAGAGCUGAAGACGACGGUGACGGGCUGGGAGAUGCAGGGGAAGAACUAGAAGGAGAGGCCGCUGGGGAGGUUGAAGGUGAGGCAGCGAUAGAAGGAGAAGGAGAGGGACUUCUUGAAGGCGAGGGAGGAAUUGAGGAAGGGGACGGAGAGGCGGUGGGUGAAGCGGAGGGAGAACUUGACGGGGAAGCGGUGGGGGAGGGCGAAAGUGAUGGAGGAAUGAAGGAUGAAGACGGGGACGGGCUAGAUGACGCUGCCGCGGAGGGAGAAGGAGAUGGCGAGGAGGAGGGGGCGGGCGAGCUGGAGGCGGAGGGGGAUGCCGCGGGGGUGGAAGAGGGAGAGGGGGAACGAGAGGGGCUGCUAGAAGGUGGGGGGGUGGUGGAAGGGGACGGUGAGGAGGAAGGAAGUGGCGAAACAGAAGGAGAAGUGGAAGGGAUCGGUGAGUGCGACGGUGAAGGGGAAGGCGAGGGAGAAGGAGAGGUUGAGGGGCUGCUAGAAGGCGCAGGGGUCGUGGAAGGAGAGGGGGUCGGGGAGAUGGAGGGAGACGUCGAAGGUGUUGAUGAUUGGGAGGGUGAUGGUGAGGGGGACAAUGACGGUGCAGGGGAAGGUGAAGGGGUUCUUGAAGGGGACGGUGACAAGGAUGGAGAGGGGGAAGGGGAAGGAACUGGACGAGAGGGAACCCCACCCCCACGGAAGGAGAUUAGGAAACUUUAUAAAACAUACUUCCACUGUCAUAGCUUUGAGAUGCGAGAAAGUAUUGCACAAAAAGUUACUUUUGUGGUCAGAUACAGGGGUUAUGGAUGGCACCCAGAGGAAGCGGGAUAA
This is a messenger RNA of Klebsormidium nitens, 1959 nucleotides long. The record is from the annotation of a GenBank genome assembly. Lineage: Eukaryota; Viridiplantae; Streptophyta; Klebsormidiophyceae; Klebsormidiales; Klebsormidiaceae.